Verruconis gallopava is the source of this 4561-nucleotide messenger RNA. RefSeq lists its product as uncharacterized. NCBI's taxonomy places the organism in Eukaryota, Fungi, Ascomycota, Dothideomycetes, Venturiales, Sympoventuriaceae. Gene Ontology annotation, cellular component: fungal-type vacuole membrane. Bases 149 to 2404 code for a protein of 751 amino acids. Gene Ontology annotation, molecular function: oligopeptide transmembrane transporter activity. The record is from RefSeq and is a predicted model, not a curated record. The transcript is spliced from 2 exons.
CGAAUCUCCUGCGUUCAAGACUUGCGUUUUAGCCCUCGUUCUUAAACUCCCCCUCCAAAGCGUUUUUUGACAGUGCAACUGUUUGCGUGCGCCCUGUGAUCACGUCAAAUACCAUGACAUUUAGAGCUCAGGCUUGCCGAUCUCGGUGAUGCGACCGACUUCAGUUGAACUACAUCCACUUUCACCAACACGCGAUCACGCUGGUCUGGCACAUAGUCGAACCGCUGUCAUGGCGCCAGAUAGGGGUGAGUCUCCCAGAAAUCCGAGCAGAGGUGCGCAGCAUGCGCCCUUCGCCGCAGACGCCGAGGACCAGCCGUCACGAUCAACCACCACUGCAAAACUUCUCGCGAAUCGGGCGGGCGAGGCCCAAAACUUCACGUUCAGAGGCGUCGCUGUGGGCCUGGUGAUUGGCGUGGUCAUAUGUUUCUCUAAUAUGUACUUCGGGCUGCAGACCGGCUGGGUCAGCGGCAUGGCGAUGCCGUCGGCGCUCUUGGGCUUCGCAUACUUUAGAGCCGUCUCGCCGCUCUUGUCAUACCCAUUCACACCCGUAGAGAACGUCCUGGUCCAAAGCGUCGCGGGAUCCGUGGGAACCAUGCCACUGGGUUGCGGCUUCGUGGGCGUGCUGCCAGCGCUGAACUACCUGCUGACGCCGGAGGAGAAUGGUCCUCUUAAGACGGGGCUUUGGAAGCUUGUGGUGUGGGCUGUCGGCAUCGCCUUUUUCGGCGUGGUGAUAGCGGUCCCGUUACGGAAGCAGUUCAUCAUUCGCGAGAAGUUGAAGUUCCCCAGCGGAACGGCCACGGCGUUGAUGAUCGGUGUUCUACACGGAGAGAAAGGCAAUGCCAACAUUGUCACGCAGGACGCGAACAAGAUCCAAGACGAAGAGGUUGACAACGCCCAGCAAGGCGCCGAAUCGCCCGCGCAGUCCACCGAGAUUGACGUUUUAAAAGACACCGAGGACUUUAGGGACUGGAAAGCAAAGAUACGUUUGCUAUUUAUAUCCUUUGGCGUAUCCGCUUUCUAUACACUCAUAUCGUACUUCAUCCCUCAGAUACGAGACAUUCCCAUCUUUGGUUCCUCUUUAGCGAGCACUUGGCUAUGGACACUCAACCCCUCGCCUGCGUAUGUUGGCCAAGGAAUUAUCAUGGGUCCGGCAACGACCAUGCACAUGUUGUUGGGGGCAAUCGCGGGAUGGGGGAUAUUAUCACCGUUGGCAAAGUCCAAGGGGUGGGCACCGGGUCCCGUCGGUGACUGGACAACCGGUAGCAAGGGCUGGAUAGUGUGGAUCAGUCUAGCAAUCAUGUUGGCGGACUCUCUCGUCAGCCUUGGCUGGCUCAUUUUAAGGCCUAUUAUCAACCAUUGGUCUAGCUUCGUUAGACAUUGUCGACGCGCCUACCACACUGGCGACUGGAAAACAUUGGCAGAGUACCGCCCAGCUUCAAGGCAAGGCUACGCGGCUGUGAGCGGUUCAGAGACCGCAGAGACGUUCUUAGAUCCGUCACGCUUGGACGCUCCGUCAGAUGAUGAUCCAGAGGCCGAUGCUCCGCCUUCGCGUCAAAUCGGCGUUCGCGCUACCUUGAUCGGUUUGGUCCUAUCCCUAGUCCUAUGCAUUGGAGCCGUCCAUUACGCUUUUGCAGACCUGAUACCAGUCCGGCUCACCAUUCUCGCCCUAGUCCUGGCACUGUUACUCUCUGUUAUGGGUGUCCGGGCACUCGGCGAAACGGAUCUAAACCCCGUGUCCGGAAUCUCCAAACUCACACAACUGCUCUUCGCCUUCGUCGUGCCGCGGAGCAAUAAGAAUGCUGUCAUCAUCAACCUCAUUGCCGGAGCUCUGUCUGAAAGUGGCGCUUUGCAAGCCGGCGAUCUACUGCAGGAUUUGAAAGCAGGGCACCUAGUGGGCGCAGCGCCUAGCGCACAGUUCUACGGCCAAAUCAUUGGCUCGGCAGUGGGUGCGGUGCUUUCUGCUGCCGUGUACAAGCUGUACACGCAUGUAUAUACCAUACCUGGCGGCAUGUUUGAAGUACCCACAGGCUUCGUGUGGAUUUUCACGGCUAGGCUUGUCACGGGUCAAGGUCUGCCAGAGAAAGUGCCUAUCUGGGCCUUAGGAAGCGGGAUUCUCUUCGCACUCUCUACAGCCGCACGGACUUGGACCAGGACGCAGAUCGGCUGGCGGAGAAAGCUGACUGGCUACAUACCUGGUGGCAUCGCUGUCGCUGUCGGUAUGUAUAAUACACCUUCGUUCACGCUUGCACGCGCUAUCGGAGGGAUCAUCCAGCUGUAUUGGACGAAGUAUAUGAAGCGGAACGAAACUCCUAUCAUCGUGCUUGCAAGCGGUUUGAUUCUCGGGGAAGGUCUGUUCAGCAUUGUAAAUCUUCUACUGGCGAGUGCACACGUUUCGCACCUGUAGCGCAGUUCGCUACGUUUUGGAUCACGACAUUUAAGGCGCGCAUAGACUGUAUGAUUGUAGUUCUAUCACGAGUUCUACUUCCUAGACCUUCGUUGUACGAAUUAUCAGGUGGUAACUUUAAUUACACAUCCUCUUCGGAAUUUACGGCAUGGUGCGCACAUUGCAAUCCAGAUCCGCCUCGCGUGAGGGAUAAUUUCAAGUCAUGAAUUAACUACCGUGGACGUCCAGUCUAUCAUAGAACCAAGCAAGACAGCGUCGGCCCAUACGUAGUAAAUCGCAACAGUCAACGCCAGCAGAAUCGCGGACAAUGCCAGAGAACAAGCCGUCAGGGGUGGUGAACGCAUAUGAUCAAGCUCGUUUUGUUCUUUUCCAGCGGACGCCGGAUUCGAGCACUCAUCUGCCCACGGGAUCUUCUGAUUCAUGUCGUUCAUUAUUUGAGUAGCGACGAUCUUGGCGCCAGCCAGACAGAUGGGCACGCCCGUUCCAGGAUGUGUGCUUGCUCCUACAAAGUACAAAUUGCUGAUGCUGGCAUGUCUGGUCUUCGGUCGGAAGCUCAGCACGUUAAAGAAGCUGUGGCUCAGGCCAAGGAUUCCCCCACGAUCCAAAUUGAAGGCCUGUUUCCAAGUUGAUGGAUCAUUGAUCUGCUCGUGGAGAAUUAAAGACCCUAGGUCGACACCCGUCCGAGUCUUGAUCGUUGAGAGAACCUUCUCUCGUGCAACCUUUGUCAGCUUUAGCCAGUCCUGCUUGUGUCCCGAUUUGCUUGGCGUCCCAUUGUCUUUAGACGAGCCGGUCGGGAGCAGGUGCCCGACAGGUACAAGCACGACCAUGCUGUCACAGCCAUCAGGCGCUGCCGAGAGAUCUACUCGACUUGGAACAUUCACAUAGAAUGACGGUUCUUCAGGGAUCAAAUGAUCCCUGAAGAUAGAGUCAAAGCUAUUCCGGUAGUCGUUUGAGAGGAAGAUGUUUUGUGUUUUCAGUUCUGGUACGACUUGGCUUAUUGCCCAGUAGAAUGAGAUCGAGGAACACGAAGUCUUGCGUGUACUUAGGGAGCUUGCGUACGCAGUUUGCGGUAGCAUAUUACUGUAGGCAUAUACCAAGUCUGCAUUGCACACCACCAAGUCUGCACGCAGCGUAGAGCCAUCUUCAAGCUCAACACCUGUGGCCCUACGUCCGUCCGGCGAAAGCGUCACUUGAGCGACGGGCAUUGAGAGGCAAUAUUCUACGCCCCAGCGAUUCCCAAUAGCAACAAGGCCAUCUAUGACUUUGUCAAAGCCGCCACGCGGAUACCAUAUCCCUUCGGCUAACUCCGUGUACUGCAGGAGACUGUACGUCCCUGGUGCGUCGAACGGGCUCAUGCCCAUAUACAUGCUUCCAAAUGUAAACACUCGCCUCAUACGCUCGGUCCAGAAGUAUUUGCUCGCCCGUCUAUAUAUAGACUCGAAGGGAUGAAGCUCGAGCAAGUGCCAAAAAAAAAAUCCGGGCGGCACAUGAUCAACAAGGACGUGAAGUUCUUCCGCAGAACGUGGGUCACGCUAAGCUCGUAGUGCCGGUGAGAUUCCUGCAAGAACGAAAUAUAUCGCUCGAAGCCAUCCUUGCCCUCCCAGCGUUCAAUUUCGGCCUUCAUCUGCGCCAAGUCCGAAGACAUCUUGAAUGACGCUCCGUCGUCGAACCAAAUGUGGUAGUUGGGUUCGCAUUUUAGCAACUCGAUCCCUUCAGCCUCGAGGCUGCUGCCAAGAUCGCGAUACGUAUCCUGGAAUAGGUGUGGCAACAGGAGCAGUGACGGGCCUUGGUCGAAUCGCUGGGCCUGGGUGUCAGUUGCAAGUUUGAUUUCGUCCAGCCGGUAGGCAGUCACUAAAGCUCUUACAUAGCCUUUAUGGUUCAGCAAUGAACAUCGUCCACCGGUGAAAUGAUUUUUCUCCAGAACGAGUACCUUGAACCCAGCUUUGGCGAGUCUCGCUGCAGUUGCAACUCCACCCACGCCAGCACCUAUUGAACUCUCGUUAGCGAAGACGCAGCCGCUGAAGUGGCACAAAAGCAUUCACCAAUAACAAUGGCAGUCUUUCCACUCAUUUUCUCCUUGCACAUCUCGCCAUCGCUGGCGAAGGUCUGGGAUAUCUACAUUUUGGCCGCUGAAUUUCGUCUUCAGAAGCAUGGUAU